Messenger RNA from Cyprinodon tularosa, 2667 nucleotides. RefSeq lists its product as uncharacterized. Bases 583 to 2652 code for a protein of 689 amino acids. The transcript is spliced from 5 exons. The record is from RefSeq and is a predicted model, not a curated record. Lineage: Eukaryota; Metazoa; Chordata; Actinopteri; Cyprinodontiformes; Cyprinodontidae.
UAGUAGCCGUUCAGAUCCACACUCCCUACCAGUUGGUGGCGGUAAUGGGACAUUUCGUUGCGUGGCAACCACCGAUAAAGUCCCAUACAGACGAAGAAGAAGAACUUCCUUCGAAGGCCUAGGAUAUACACUUUUGUUGAAUGUCGACUGAGGAAGUGCAAGAAUCUCGAAUCUUCUGCAUUCCUGUUGCACUACAUAAACGACUGAGUGGACAACUGAACUCUCUUAAACCUCGGAAGACGGUGAAGCUUCUGAGAGGCCUUAAGACUGUCCUGGUGAUGGCUUAAAUCUUUGGAGGACCAGUUCUACUCCAUAUUCAGAACACAUUUGCGUUCAACAUUUUCUUUUCUUUUGCUUUUGGACUUAUGUCUCAACUCUCAGAGAUGUAUGGCUACCCCCAGAGAGAUAAUUUUUUUCCCCCCAUGUGUCGUUUAAACUGAACAUUUAGGUAGCGCUGAUGCAGGUCCACAAUGCGAUGGUGGUAAUACAUUAACUAUCUGCUAUCCAAUUUUUAAGAAACUGACUUAGGCACCACUCUGCUCUUCUGUGGGGGGGCGUUAAUCUAUUGGUAUUGGUAAAACCAUGUCAUUACCACCGUUUAAUCCCUAUAAUUCAAGGAAUCAAAAUCCUACCCAAGGUCAGCCCACUAGGCCAAUCUCUAGUAGAUAUUCAGAGAUGGACAACUGGAGGGCACAGCGACUUAUUGAUCCUGAUCCAGAAAGGCAGCGUUCUCCACCAUCUUUGGAAACUUCAGGAAGAAGAGUCCCUCGAAUACUAGAUAUUCCAAUGACUUAUAGGUCUGAACAGAGAAUGGUGAUGUCAGAAAGGGACUUUGAAAGAUCAGCUGGGUUCCUUGACAGCAGAAUUCGAGAGGACACUGUAACUCCGCCUUUAAGCUUUUCAUCCACCACCAGAAGUGUGCCAUCCUUUGAUGAUACUGACAGAGAUGGAGAAUCUGAUGAUGAAAGUGACAGCAACUCUUUGAGUUGGUUGCAGAUUUGUAAGAUCCCUUCAGAGGGUAAUCCUGGGAAAUUUCAGCCCUCAGUUUCAUCUCACCAUCCCAGCACCAGCGAUGGUAGGUGUUUUUCUGGCGAGAGACAACACAAUAGGGAAUCUCUGUCUGUAGCAAGAAGUUAUGAUAAUCCAACUCCAGGCAAACAGAGCAAUGAGGUAUCUCAACUCCAGUCUACUUCAGACCUUGCUGGUGUUCUCCUACAGCGCUUUGGACUUGAAAAAGAAGACUUGGAUUAUCUCCUGAUGUUACCUGAAGAUCAAAUAAAUUCUGAUAAUAUCGAUAUGAUCUUGAAACAGAUCAUCCAUAUGAAGAAGAAAACAUCUUCAACACAAUCCUGCUCUGACCCCCAACCCUCCACAAGCUUUUUUGGACAGGACGAGCCUAAAGACACAAGAGAGCCAGAGAUGUUCCAAGACGAUAUCUUUACAAGGUUCUUGAAACCUGCCAAAGUGAUGGACUAUGGACAUACUAGGAGUUAUACUGUGGUUGGGGAGAAAAAUGAAAAUGUCAUCAGUCAUGAGACUAGACGUAAGAACGAUACCUCUAGCAGAAGCAGAUCUAAAGAAACAUCGGGAAAAAAUACUACCGAAGUGAAGACCAGCUUGCCAAUUCCUUUACUUGAGUCGACAGAUUUUUCUUCAAGACUGACAUCUACUAGCAGGUCUGGGAGUCUUCAAACCAGAAAUCUACCUGGUAGGCCACAGUCUCAACCAAUCCAGGCUUCUCAAAACACCCCUAGCUCGUUGAUUACCCAAAAUAAAAACACAGACCCAUCUAUGAGGGGACUAAACCAACCAGCGUUGGUCUCUAAAAAAAGUUCUGCCUCCUUUAUUCCACCAGAGGCAGACGGGGAUGCUCCUAAAGAGCCGACGACCCAUGCAGAUCCCAUUGAGCCAUUGCAGAGCCAGAACCAGGCACCAAAGAUUGGUUUCAUUCCUUUUAUUAUUUCAAAGCAAAUUGCAGAAGAAAGGAAAAUAUCCAAUUUGUCUUAUAGACACUAUCGCAAACCGGGUACUCCACAAGUGGAAGCUCAAGAUUCAGAAAAAUCAAAACCACCUAACUCACCACCAGGUGAAGGUGAUGGUAAGCAAAGUAGUCCUACUGAUGAUCCGAGUAAAACCCACAAACAUCCUGCCGGGGUAGCUAAAGAGCAGGUAAAGGAAAAACCAGCACCAGAAGAACUAAAGCAAACGUCUCAAGGAAGUAAAUUAACAACAGACUCCAAGAACACCGACAUGAUGAGGCAAACUAAAUCCCAAGAAGAGGCAUUACAGCCAUAUUCUUCAUCCGCGGAACGCAGUGCUUCAUAUGCUUUUGUUUCUAAAUCACUUGCUCCUCCUCCACGUCGGUCAAACACUGAAGCAGAUAAACGCCAUAGUUUGGUAAAGUCUGCUUACAGCGAAUUGGAUCUAAAGAAGAACAAGGUUUUCAAGGGAGUACCAAGGCAGUCCAAGAUCAAUGACUAUUUAGAUGUCACGCCACCAGGCUUUCCACAUCGCUGCACUCUUUGUAACGUCUCAUCUAACAACGUAAAGGAAUUGGCUUCCCAUCGUAAGACCACCCUCCACCGCGAGAACUGCAAGUUACUUCAGAGAGAAUAUCCAGACUGGCAUCACGGGAAACAAGAUCAAAGGUAAUUGUCUAUACUAUUA